This is a messenger RNA of Owenia fusiformis, 1325 nucleotides long. The record is from the annotation of a GenBank genome assembly. NCBI's taxonomy places the organism in Eukaryota, Metazoa, Annelida, Polychaeta, Sabellida, Oweniidae.
GAUGAUGAUGAUGAUGAUGAUGAUGAUUACCAACUGAAUGAUGCAUUGAAGGAUUUCCAUAUUCAUAUUGAAGAACCAGCCACAUUUUUCUCAUUUCUCACAAGUAAAGAGCGAUUUGACAUUAGCCAUAAGAAGAAAGAUAUGAUCACAGACUGCAGAAAGUUACACCGAUUUGCUAAAAAGAAUGUGUAUUUAGAUAUAGAAUGUGGUGAAAAUUUAUUCACUAAAUACAAUGACAUGGACAAUAUGAACUGUCACACAAUCCAACUGCAGAACAUACCAAAUGUCACCUUGGAAACAAAAGGAAUUUCAUUGGUUGUAAAUCUAAAUCACUAUUAUGAAGAUGUUUAUGUCAAGAAAAAAAUCCCAAUUACUACAUCCAGUGAAAGAGGCUUAAAAGUGUAUAUACAUGAACAUAACACCAUGGCAUAUGCCCAAAACCAUAUAAAAGUUACCCCUGGACACUUGAUUGAUAUUGAAAUAGAUGUUUCUCAUCACAGCAAACUAGGUGAACCAUAUGGCCCAUGUACUAAAACAUCAACAGUAGAAUUCAGAACCCCAAGCGGAACCAAGUAUGCUUAUAGCGAAGGAUCUUGCAUUGCUGCCUGUAUACAACAGAAAAUCUUGAAAAAAUGUGACUGCAUUCUUCAAGAAUUCCCUCUUUUAGAAAAUAAAAAAGUUUGUAUGAGCAUACGGAACAAUAAAUCAACCUAUUUGAAACAAUUAUCCUGUCUUGAUGAAUUUUGGAAGUCAUCUACAAGCCAUAACAGGAUAUGUAACCAACAAUGUGGUCCAAAAUGCAAAGGAUAUUCCUACACAACAACAGUGAGCCAAACAAGAUGGCCGAAUGAAGACCGACACCUUUGGUUUUACAAUAAAUAUAUCAGUGGUUCCACCUUUCAAGACUUUUAUGAAGACUAUGCCAAAUUGGCCGAAGAGCACAUGGAUGCUGAAUCAACAGAAGAAGAAAACGAAAACUUCAAAAUAACAGACACUAUCGACAAACUCCGCAAUAUGACCCUAUUGCGGGACAAUUUUGUUCGGCUUGAUGUAUCAGUAACCACCCAGAAAACUAUUUACAGAGAAGUUGAGCUUGUGUCAACAUUUACGUUCUACAACACUAUUGCAUCAAUGUUCAUAUUUUGGAUCGGGUGCACAUUUUUUAGCUGUUUGGAGAUCAUUGAAGCUGUUGCUCUAUGGAUCAGAGGACGUGUCACAUCAGCUAACAAGCACCCCAUAACAAAAGUGAUUCCACUUGAUAAGAGGGAGGUAAAGAUGUAAGAUUUGUGUUAUACUUUUAUGGCAGUGAGAUUGAACUGUGACAG